GGUUAGUGUUUUUACGAUGAUAAACUGAUGUAUAGACCUUUGAGAGUCCUGACGACGUGUGUAUCUCGUUCAAAAGUACGAAGUCAGGGUGAAAGGAACUGCCAUGGAUUUAAUGACCAGACUCUGAGUGAGAAGUCGUACUGGACCACCAGGUACGAGACACCGCGGGUUAGAGCUGUAGACUGGCUGGCUCCGGCUGACGUCAUCGCCGAUCAUGUCGUCAGUAAAAUAGAAACCUUGUCCACCGGAAGGAGCGGGUCAUUGGUACGCCUUCUGGACGUGGGCUGUGGUACCUCCCAUGUACCGCUACAUCUCCUACAGUCACUACCAUAUCCCCUCCAGCUUGUCUGCCUCGACUACGUUCCUGGUGCCGCUCGGUGGCAAUCAGAUGUGCUCGCCAAAAGCUCGCUGUAUAACAAACUGUCGACAUACACGUGUAUCACUGGCGAUGUACGUGCAUUACCUUUUAGAAAUGAUACUUUCCAUGUGAUUCUGGACAAAGGGACUCUGGACUCGCUGCUGAAGGACAGGCGGAGGGCGCUACAGUCCUGCGAUAUGAUGAUUAUCGAGUGUCUGCGGAUCCUCCGUACAGGGGGAGUGUUAUUACAAAUCACGGACGAAGACCCGGAUUUAAGGAUACGGCUUCUAGAGGAAGUAUUCUCCAGGAUCCAGGUCAGCGCCCAUGUUUCCUACAGUCAGGUCGAGACGCACGGAUACGAGUGUUUUAUGUACGCGUUGUCAUUGUGACGUCAUGGUGACCGUGUCCUGACAUAAGUUACAGGUCAGGCCAUAUGUUGACAUAAUUACGACGUUGGCUAACUUUUUCAUGCAAACAGUAUGAAAUACAUGUACAGUAAAAUAAAGAGAGUCUGAUUUCGUACA
Molecule: messenger RNA, 882 nt
Organism: Mizuhopecten yessoensis (Yesso scallop)
Lineage: Eukaryota; Metazoa; Mollusca; Bivalvia; Pectinida; Pectinidae
Product: methyltransferase-like protein 12, mitochondrial
Exons: 2
Coding region: 28-747 (239 amino acids)
Molecular function (GO): S-adenosylmethionine-dependent methyltransferase activity
Source: RefSeq, a predicted model, not a curated record